Emiliania huxleyi CCMP1516 is the source of this 330-nucleotide messenger RNA. RefSeq lists its product as hypothetical. The record is from RefSeq and is a predicted model, not a curated record. Gene Ontology annotation, biological process: protein polyglutamylation. The transcript has 2 exons. Lineage: Eukaryota; Haptophyta; Isochrysidales; Noelaerhabdaceae. The annotation marks the transcript as partial. Gene Ontology annotation, molecular function: microtubule binding.
AUGCGCAUCACAACCUGGGGCGGCGAGCCGCAGCGCACCUCGUCCUUCGACGGCGAGGAGUACCUUGAUCGGUGCGGCGUUGCGCCGUACAUGCGCGACGCGCUCGCGCUGCUGCUCGAGAACCGACCAGCAGAACCGAUUGGGUUUCUGGUGCAGUACUUCCAUGCGGCGCUCAGCGAGUCGACCGCGCUCACGCGGGCGCUCCGCCUCAUCCGCCUCGCGCCCCGCAGCCACACUGCGUUUAAAGACAACCUCGUCGCAGCAUUUGCAGCGCUCGGCGGCCAGCAGGCGGCCGUCAUAAACCACGACCCACUAAAAACGCUCAUCCAA